GAAGUGAAUCACAGUCGAUGCGGAGACAGGAAGAGAGGCGCGUCUCAUUACUGUAAAAGCUUGAGGGAAAGCGGCAUCAUAAUUAUAGUGUGAAUCAUUAGAAAAUUAUAUUUGUUAAAAUGUCUAAGAAUACCAUGUCGGACCGCUUCCGGAAGGUCGACGUUGAUGAGUACGACGAGAACAAGUUUGUGGACGAUGAGGACGGCGCAGACAGCCAGGCCGGCCCGGAUGAGGCCGAGGUGGAUUCGCUCAUCAGACAAGGGAACCUUGUAGCAGCUCUACAGGCAGUGCUGAAGAAUCCUCCCAUCAACACCAAAAACCAGAACGUCAAGGACCGGGCACAGGCGCUGGUGCUGAGGGUGCUGAGCAGCUUUAAGAGCAGUGACAUAGAGAAGGGUGUUCAGAGUCUGGACAGCUGUGGCGUGGACCUGCUCAUGAAGUACAUCUACACAGGCUUCCAGAAGCCCUCUGACAACAGCAGCGCUGUGCUGCUGCAGUGGCACGAGAAGGCUCUCGCAGUGGGAGGUGUGGGCUCCAUCGUCAGGGUGCUGACCGCCAGGAGGACGGUGUAGAUGUGGACCUGAUCCACAGGGUCCGUGCUGGCACUGGACCCUGCCACCGCACGCUACAUACUACAUGCUACAUACUACAUGUUGCGCUAGACGCUACAUGUAAUAUGCUACAUGUUAUAGGUGACACAUUAUGUGGUACAUGCAACAUAUUACAUGCUACAAUCCUGUUCCUGACUGCCAGUCAGACGGCCUUCUUCCUCUCCUGCUCUCAAUACCCUACCUCCCCCCUCCCCCCCUCCCUCAUUCCCUCCCUCCCUACCUCCCCCCCUCCCUCCCUCCCUCCCCCCUUCUUCCUUGGAUGGAUAUCUGAUGUGAGGGGUUGGUAACAGCCUUAAACAGGAGGGAAAGGGGAGAGAGGGAAGGAGUGGAGGGAGGAUUGAGACGUGGCCGCCUGUCCUCUCACAGGAGGGGGACGUCUAGUCAGGAUCGAGCUCCAACCAUGAGACAAGCAUGAGCCUCUGUAUUAACCAGUGAGUGUGUGCGUGUGCGUGUUCCGCUUGUGAGAAGGAGCUGAUGUGUUCGUAGCCUCACACCAGAAGCAGGGGGUGUUUGAGGAGGGGGUGCAUGUUGAAUUGGAGCACCAGAUGCCUUAUAGAAGCCUUGUGUUUUGAUAUGCUGUACAUGACUUUCUGGAUGCAAUAAAGGAAUUCAUACAAUGAG
Molecule: messenger RNA, 1232 nt
Organism: Osmerus eperlanus (European smelt)
Lineage: Eukaryota; Metazoa; Chordata; Actinopteri; Osmeriformes; Osmeridae
Gene: arpc5a
Product: actin related protein 2/3 complex, subunit 5A
Exons: 4
Coding region: 120-572 (150 amino acids)
Biological process (GO): cell migration; regulation of actin filament polymerization; Arp2/3 complex-mediated actin nucleation
Cellular component (GO): Arp2/3 protein complex; actin cytoskeleton; cytoplasm
Molecular function (GO): actin filament binding
Source: RefSeq, a predicted model, not a curated record